UAAACCACGAUCCUUUUUUCCCUUUAUAAUCCUCUCCAUUUUCAGCCAUAUUCUUAUUGACAGAACUUGUGCUCUCCUCGUGCUUACCUUCCGCAUUCUAGGGUUCUUCAAUUUUUCUUCUUCGAUUUUUUCAUCAGAAUUCAUAAACCAUGGGAAAGAGCUACCCAACCGUCAGUGAGGAUUACCAGAAAUCUAUUGAAAAGGCCAAGAGGAAGCUCAGGGCUUUGAUUGCAGAGAAGCAAUGUGCUCCUCUUAUGCUCCGUCUUGCAUGGCACUCUGCUGGUACCUUUGAUGUGAACUCAAAGACUGGAGGACCUUUCGGUACAAUUAGGCACCAGGCAGAGCUGGCUCAUGGGGCUAACAAUGGGCUUGACAUUGCCGUUAGGUUGUUGGAACCCCUCAAGGAACAAUUCCCCGAAAUUUCUUACGCUGACUUUUAUCAGUUGGCUGGUGUUGUGGCUGUUGAAGUCACUGGAGGACCUGAAAUUCCCUUCCACCCAGGCAGAGAGGACAAGCCAGAGCCACCCCAGGAAGGCCGUCUCCCUGAUGCCACCAAGGGUUGUGACCAUUUAAGAGAUGUCUUCAUCAAGCAAAUGGGUCUAACUGACCAGGACAUUGUUGCUCUCUCUGGAGGCCACACCUUGGGGAGGUGCCACAAGGAACGCUCUGGUUUUGAGGGAGCUUGGACUGCCAACCCUUUGGUCUUCGACAAUUCUUAUUUCAAGGAGCUCCUGAGUGGUGAGAAGGAAGGUCUCUUGCAGCUUCCAUCUGACAAGGCUCUUCUCUCUGACCCUGUCUUCCGCCCACUGGUUGAGAAAUAUGCAGCUGAUGAGGAUGCAUUCUUUGCCGACUAUGCUGAGGCGCACCUGAAACUUUCUGAACUUGGAUUUGCUGAUGCUUAAGCAGCUGGAAAGAGAUUGAUUGAAGGGUGUCCAAGAGACUAGCACCAGUGCAUCUUUUGUAUUUCAUUGCGUUUAGAAUGAUAUCGAGAAACUUUUUAGCACAGUGCGCAUAGGUUGCAAUAGGGAAUGCUUGGUAACCCUUCAUCACUUUUUGUUGAGUUUGAUGGAUUGGUGUGUAGGACUUCCAGUUUGUGGAUUGGUCAUGUUGCGUAUGUAAUAAAAUAUAUUUAACAGUUGCGGUUGCCUUAAUGUGCUUGGUAGUGUUUGGUAUUCCUUGCUUUUUAUGAUAGACCUUCUAUUGCACCAUGAUACUAUGAUGCCUUUUACAAAGUGGUAUCUUUUCGUAAAGUUUAAGAAAUUGUCUUCGGUGCUUAAGAUGGUCGUUUUCAGAAGGAAUGUAACAUUCUCUUUCCAAUGGCAA
This is a messenger RNA of Chenopodium quinoa (quinoa), 1323 nucleotides long. Its product is annotated as L-ascorbate peroxidase, cytosolic. Gene Ontology annotation, molecular function: heme binding; peroxidase activity. Gene Ontology annotation, biological process: cellular response to oxidative stress; response to reactive oxygen species; hydrogen peroxide catabolic process. The record is from RefSeq and is a predicted model, not a curated record. The transcript has 10 exons. Bases 150 to 902 code for a protein of 250 amino acids. NCBI's taxonomy places the organism in Eukaryota, Viridiplantae, Streptophyta, Magnoliopsida, Caryophyllales, Amaranthaceae.